GGAGGAAAUGAGCUGAGCAAAAACUUUUGACACAUCAGAGCAGCUCAUUUAUCUGACAUGUGCUACGUACAGGUUUCCUGUGUAUACAAAACCAGAUAACCAAAUAAAACCUUUAAUUCAAGAAGAAAUUAAAUAGAUAAAUUAUGGGAGCAUCUUCUUCUGGCUUGCUGGAUGAGGCAAAAAUCAGCAACAUCAAAGGGCUUGUGGACAGUACGUUCCAGAGCUUUAGUGUGUUUUACCGACAGCAGUAUUCUGCAGCCUACACCGGACAUUUGCACCAGGAGGUGGAGCCUAAGAAAGAGGGGAGGAGCCUACUGCUCGCACAUGGGCCUCAGUAUGCUCCAGAGGAAGUGCUAUACCAAGGGAGUGUGACGUUCUCCUGCUGGUAUGAGCAGGGGAAGAAAUGCAAAGAGAGAUUCAUCGUACUGAGACGAGAAUACAAAGUGGAAAUACAUGAAAACGCAGAGACCUUCAGUCGUGGAUGUGCAGCGAAGUUGGUCCUCCAGCCAGCAGGGGGCACUGUGUUCACAAAAGAGGAGGAGUCCAAAGCUCACCUGGAGCGAACCUGUGCUGGAAUACUCAAUGGAGUGAAGGAGGAUUCUUCUUUGGUGGUAUCCUCUCCAGAUGUGCUGGCAGUGUAUCUGCACCUGCCUUAUAUGGGCCACACUUGCUUCCUGUUCCAACAGGAAGAAGAACGUGAUAACUUCCUUUCUGCCAUCAAGACCUGCAUUAGACACGGCAACCUUGACCCCUGGUGUGACUCAUCCUACGAGAGCCAGGCCUUCGUCCGAGCCCUCCGACUCUACCGACAGGACAAAGGAAGCUAUGAAUCCUGGGAAAUGCUGCUCGGCACAGAGGAACAAGUGCUGGCCUCACAGGUGAUGGAGGAAGUGUUGUCAUGGCUACAGAGUCAGCUUCAGUCCAGAGUGAAGGGCAAGAAGGCUGAGAGGAUUCGACAGUGGUUGGCAACAGUGCAGGCUAGCCACUCUCUGGUGCUGGAGCAACUCUCCGUCAGUCUGGAGGCUCUGAGGGCCGAGUGUCGCCAGACAGCGUCAGCCAAUCAGGCGCUGAUCAGAUCUAACCUGGACCAGAUCAUGUCCUCCCACUGCUUCCUGGAGGAGAAAGUCAAAGCGUGUAUAUGUGCAGAAGCAGAGAAAGUGUGUGGUGAGUGUGUGUCGCCCUACAUUUCCUCCAUCCUUAAAGCGCUCACUGAACACAUCAGUGCAGGGAUUCAGGGGAUGCAACACACACUGCACACACAGAUGGACUCAGCCUUCAAACACACUAAUGGAGGAACAGAGGAGACCAAGAAGGACUUGUCUCCGCUGCACUCCAUCAGACUGGACCAGAGCUACCGGCAGGUGGAGAGCCUGACGGAGAAGCUGGAGGAUGUGAAGCAGCGCUUCGGCCUGAGCAGCACCCAGAGGCUGGUCCACUGUGCCCACCUGCAGAUGGAGAAGCUGUUGGACAGUGCUGUGUACACGUUAGAUCUCUUCCUGCUUUCUUCAGCCCGACUGCAGCCUUCUCUGAUCCCUGUCACGAUGCAGCGAGCUAAAGAAAGAGUCCUGAAGCAGCUGGACUAUGACAGCAGAGUGGUUCAGAGGAGGCUGUAUCAGGACGCUGUGCUGCAGAUCACUCUGCCCGCUCUCAGCAGGAACAUGGACAGCAAGUGGAAAAGAGAGCUGCAGCAGUUCGAGCAGUUCAUCUUCUCCGACUACAGCAACUUCAUCCUGGUGCAGAACGUCUACGAUGAUGUGCUGAGAAACAUCCUCAGUAAGGAGAUAGAGACAGCCGUGCAGGAAGCAGCCGGUAAGAGGAGCCAGCUGUUGUUGGACACUUCAGAUCUGACCAUCAGUCAGUACAGUCUGCUGGGGCCAACCCCCCCUCGCUCCGCACCAGGCAGCCCGGCCACAGCCACCCGAGACCCCCCCUCAGCAGCACCCAGUGCAGGGGGGGAGGGUGGGGAGACGGUCCCAGCAGAGGUUCCCCCUCAGAGUGACCCGGAUCCUUCCUCUGGACCUCAGUCCACUGGGGAGGCCCGGGGAGGAAACCAGCCUGACCCUGACGCACCUUCAGAGACAGCAGGGUCUGCCCCCACCACACCUGAUGUAGCCGUCAGACAGGAAGUUGGAUCUGCUGCAACUGCAGGUCCCGGUGACCCCACCCCAGAGUGUCCUGAUCCCCCAAUUUCCACCCUGUCCACAGAUGUUCCAGCUGAAUGUGCUCAAUCUGCAGCAUCUGGAAACCCUCCUCCACCUGACCUCUCAACUGCGGAUGGAGAAACAGAAGACCCGCCCACACAGGAAGUUGUUGCAUCUGAUGCAGCUGCAGAUUCCUGGGACCCCACCCCAGACUGUCCAGACCCCCCAAUGUCCACUCUGUCCUCAGAUGGUCCAGCUGCUCAAAGGGAUCAAUCUGCAGCGCCUGAAAGUUCUCCUCCACCUGACCUCUCAACCUCAGGUGGAGAAACAGAAGACCCCCCCGCCCAGGAAGUUGGGUCACCUGAUGUACCUGCAGAUCCCAGUGACCCCACCCUAGACGGUCCCGACCCCCCAAUGUCCACUCUGUCCUUGCUGCAGUCCACAGAUGUUCCAGCUCAUCAAUCUGCAGCGCCUGAAAGUUCUCCUCCACCUGACCUCUCAACCUCAGGUGGAGAAACAGAGGCCCCCCCCGCCCAGGAUCCCCACCCUCCAUCUGCACCUUGUUUAGAUUGUCCAAUGAAAAUCAGCCUUGGGUCACUGAGGGAGGCGAUUAGUUGCAGCUCUACCCCACAGACGCUCUCUCACACCGACAGAGCUGUGUACCUGACGGGAGGAAGGAAGGACAGCUGGGAGGAGGAGUGGGGGAGAGGGAGAGGGAGGAGAGGAGAGGGGGAGAGAGGGAGGAGAGGAAGAGAGGGAGGAGAGGAGAGGAUCCAGGACGGGAAAGAAGAGAGUGAGGCAGGAGGUGGGGAAGAAGAGGAGAAGGAGGAGGGAAGAGCUGAAGGUGAAGCCAAAUCAGGAGGUGAGUCUGUGGAUGAAGGAGAGAAAGAAAACGAGGAGGAGGAGGUUCUUCAAAGCCCUCAGCCAAUGGGAGCACAGCGUGAGAGUGUUGCCGAGCUGCCAUUGGACAGCGUGGUGAUCAUCAGAGACCUUGUUACUGAGAUCACUGAGGUGGAGACGGUCAUCAGCCCCAGUCCCAACAGCGGCCAUACAGCCUGACACCGUAACCAUGACGACUGACUGUUGGAGCUCCCUUAUUAAAUGGUAUAGAGGUUAAUAAAGUGAAUAAAUGCACAAAGGAGAUUAUUACCCAUAUUAUUAGUGUUACAUACACAUUUAUACUACAUUUUUAAGAAGACACAUACUUCAGUAAACUUUUUUAAUAAUGAUUCAACUUAUUUAGACUAUUUCGCUGUUUACAUUUGUGAUGUUCUGCUAUCAUUGAACGGAUUACUCAAUAAAGAUAUCAAACUUGUCAACAAUCUGGUUUUGAAGCUGCACUUACUGAUUAGUUUGCUGUUUUGCUGACACGGACCUAUUAUGUACAACAUAAUGUACACAGGGGGGGGGGCUCAACCAGAAGGGGUUUAUAUGGCAGUAAUGACCUGCUCGUUGUACCUUAUAAAGCAUAACUCGGCUACUUGAUGUUUGAUUCAAAAACUGAUUUAGAACAAAUGGAUUUCAGUGUUCCUGCUAGUUGUGUUUAGAGAUCACAACUGUGUCCAUAGUAACAGUCUGUUAAUCAUAGCAGUGACCUACUAUAAAUCGACCAAUCAGAAUGAACUAUCCAACACAGCUGUGUAAAAAGGCAUCACAGUAACGUUAUAGAGAAAUGUUUUUACUAACAGUUUGGUUGGUGUCAGUCAGAACAAAGGGUUAAGCCAGGGAAGAAGAAGAAGGUUAUCUGGUACACAUUGGGGAUAAUAAUAAUAUGUUAGCUUUGUAGAGCAUAUUUCAGG
Molecule: messenger RNA, 3940 nt
Organism: Trematomus bernacchii (emerald rockcod)
Lineage: Eukaryota; Metazoa; Chordata; Actinopteri; Perciformes; Nototheniidae
Product: protein Niban 1-like
Source: RefSeq, a predicted model, not a curated record